AUGAUGUUCCUCUCGCGUUGGGUCCGCAGUCCGCGUCUCUUUGAAAUCGACUUUGCGCCCAAUCAUGAACUCUGUGCUCGCCUGACCGAGUUCUUGUCGGAGGUGACGACUUGCCACCUGCUGCAUACUGCUCGAGCCAUCGAGCAGUGGAUAAAUCAUGCUGACAUCCCUCCCUACCCGUACGUUGACGUCAGCCCCUCCGUCUCGGGGGAGACAUUGCGUCCUCCGGACGAGCCCGGUAGGCUCAGUACUGGUGGGCACCUGCACGAAUCCCCGGCCAAUUCGUCCCCUGCAUCUCCAAUUUCCCUGGUCCCUCGUGUUGGUGCGCUCUUUGAGGGGCCCGAUCACAUUGAUCUGCUCCAGGUGCUUUAAUUUUCUCAUCUGUGUCUUUUCUUUCGUAAAGUAGGGCAGUUCGGGAAGAAAGCGGUUCUCUUUUCUCGCGGUAUUUCAACACUUCUGCUGUAGCCACCAUCAUCAGCAAAUUUUAAGGCAAAUCUUCCGAAAAGAAGGAGGACAUGCGAUCACCGCGACGGCAUUUGUAUUUUUCUGGGCUUUUGGACUCGUAUAGAGGACCAUUUUCAGACUUUAUGGAAGUGCAGCAACAACAACAUGGUGUGACAAUGAGGGCGAGGAAAGGGAGAGGCUGCUGUGCUCGCGACUGGUCUGGAUUUACACCGUCUAACUCGCAAUGGUUUCACGGUUCGGUGACCGUGUGCAUCCUUGGUUGGGAACGGUGUCCCUAAAACAGGCCACGCCGUAGAUGCGUCGGGGCCAAGAACGGAGUCCGGUAGGCGUUAUCGAGAAUUCGCACCCAUAAAAAUGUCAACAUUAGGGUGUGGUGGCAUGCCCAGUUGCAGGUUUACUCUGCGGCAAUUGGAUCCGCGCUGUCCCCUAUGUGUUGUGGUAUAAAAUCCUGGUCGGUGUCCGUUGUGGACGGGGGGUGUGGUGGUGUGCGGGUUUCACCGUGCCAGCCACCUGCCGACUCUCGCGCCUCCGGUCUUCUUGACUUGGCCUUGACACCGGCCCCGAGUGAGGGAGGAGGAGGCGGAGAGAGUGGGGCAGGUGCUACUAUCACUGAAUUCACGCGCAAGUCACCGGCCCUGCCUUAACCCUGAUGUGGAACACACGGUGGGCAUCGUGGGUCACGGCGGUUGAGCUGUCGUGGCUGGGAAUUGGGUCGCGCCAUUCGGCUGCGUGAGCUUAACUCAAUAACAGUGGUUAUGUGUUAACGGGUCUAUCGGUGGAGUUGGUGUCAGUGACGACCUCCAGCAGCUCUCGCCCGGCCAUGUCGCCGGUCCGCGGCAUUAUCCGAGUGUACACGAAGUCGGAUUUGUGACUCUCCUCCAGGAUGUGGAUGGCGACUUGAGGCAGAGUGGGUCGCCUCUUCAAACGCCUCGUUUGUGCUCGAUCAUUUGUGAGCUGAGUCGUCGUGCCAUCCGACCUAUAUACUGAUGAGGACAUGGAUAAACUGCACGCGAUUGCUCACCUGCGUACAGUUGGUCCUUCAUUUGCAUGACUCUGAUACGCAUGACAGGUGUCGGGCUAUGCUCGAUAGCUACGCCAAACUUUGUGGCUAAACGUCCUGUUGCUUCUGAUGCAUUGCUUAUAUACGGACUGUCCCAGAGGGUUGGUGGCUCGCCCGUUUGUUCUUCGUUGGCGUGUUCCGAGGCAGUGUCUGUUGCAGUUGUCUGAGUAGCCGUUCCUAAUUGGUCCUAGGGAUGCCUUAUUUCCUGUACCUGUUCCUCUGGUUUGCUGCAGUGCAUUUUUACUCUUUGAAAGAGCGCCUAACGCGGCCACGUCUGUGCGCCAUCGAGUGCCCACUGUGAUGGUGUACAGUGAUACUUGAUUGUCAGUCGUAUUUCGACUCACCUUGGUGCCAAGUUCACCAUUGGGUCCGAGCAUGACGAGAAUGUCAAGGACAAAAGUCUGACCUCUUCCUCCAUUGCGAACUGAAUGUCGGCGAAGAUGUGUUUAAACACUUUCUGGAAGCCUGCUAGUCUACCCCCCUCAAUCAUAACGAACAUAGUGGCGCCAAAGCGCAGGUUCGUAGUGGUUCAAGACGAGUUUUUCCGGUUAUUGGCGGACCAAUUCUGAAACUAGACUGGAGAUCGGGGAACCUGUCAACGUUCCUUUCUGAUGGCACAUCUCCAAGAACAAUUAGGAAGGAACGGCUAUACUCAGACAACUGAAUCAGCCGCUGCCUCUGUAUGCGCCAAUGAAGAACAAACGGUAGACAGCCACCAACACUUCACCCCUGUCUGCAUUAAUUUCUAACGACCAGACGAGUGCAUUAUAUGCCCAUUCAACGGAUGCUUCACUGGCCUCAACGUUCAGAGAAAUUGCCGUAACCUAUUCGGACUCCAUUACGAUCGCAGCCUUAGACUCUAAGUUGCGUCGAUAAAGUGCUCCUGCUUGAUUGGAAUAGUGAAACCUUGGCGCGGGGGGGAUGCCGUUUUGUUAGUGGCGGUGUUGUUUUUUGUACAUAGUUCAUGAGGCCGUUUUCUAUCGAGAACAGGCGCUGGAUAUCUCCGCCGUCACCUAAUCAACCAUAGUGUUGCCGGCAUGCAGGUCUAAGGACUAUGACCGGGAUGUCGCAGACUUCGCGCAGUCUGUUUCAAAUGUUCUCAACAAUUUCGCCCUAAAGGGUUUGUGCACGCCCCAGGCUGGUAUCCACUCUGAUAGCGAGGCGUCGUUCGUGUUUGUCGUUAUCCCGUACUGCAGCGUCCAUUUUUUCAAGGCGCUGUCUUCCUGUUAGGUAAUUUUCGUGGUUGAAUCUGCGGUCACAACUACGAGACGGCUAGGGAGCGAUUGGUCGAGCAGUCGGAUCCGUACAUUAUAGUUGUCACAAAAGGCCUUGUGAUCUCGCCUCCUGGCGAGAACUCAGUUCGACGUUUUCCAGCGACGUAGGCGAGCGUGCGUACACAACAGUUUUAACUGUUUUACGAAGUUCUUUAACCGUUGUCAUUGCGGACCCCUACUCUCUGACAACCACGUAGUCCGCCUAUGCAUUGUAACCUAUGUCGAUUUGUGUAUUGGAGUCACCGAGGAUUCGUUUAUCCGUCUUCAGCACUGACACGAAGAGGAAGCGAAAAGUCUGCCCUAGCACUUUUGAAACCUAUAUGCCGAUAUUAGUGGGGGAUUUCUUGCCAAUGAGUGAAGGCCGCAUUUUGGUGAGUCGGUUGUUGAUUCCAUAGGGGACGGAGGACAGUGUCCUGACGAUGGUCUCUCUAACGACGAGGACCUCCCCAACAUCUCUUGAUUCUUCUUUUGGGUGACCGCUUCAGAAGUAGACUGCUCUGAGUACUUCUAAUUGUCCAUACUCAAUAGGACCGUGUCUUCCUGGUGGUAUCAAUGUCUGCGUCGUAUCCGUCGGUUUUGCGGACGACCUGAGCAGUCGGUCCUUCGGUUAGCUGAAAGUGAACUGGCAUUGCAGGCUGCCGAGCCUGGUGGCGGAGAGGAAGGGGAUUGGGUUUCAACCCCGUGUAUUGCAUACAACAACAACGUUCAGUUGCGUGCACUGUGUAAAUCAGGGCUUUUUGGAGUACCUUUCCUGGCCUAUUACCCGCGGAGGUGCUGAUUAGACGUUUCAGGUGACCGUUGGCUCACGAUGGAAUGCAGUGAGGAGACGAUCGAAUUAACAUAGGUCAGCCAGCGAACUUCAUGUCACCCUCAUUGUAAGAAAUUUUUGGGCUGGGUGGCGUUACCAAGGUGGGUCUUUGUGUUAGUAACUUUUUCAUGGCAUUUUAGCGGGGAGGGUUUGCACAGGAUGGGUCGCACUCGCCCGAUCUUAUUGUGAUCCACUGACAAGGCUACGUCGACUGGCAAGGAGACUGGACUCAGUGCUGACCUGGUGCGAGUCUCGUCCACACGGCCCACAACACCGAUGCCUCAUCUGUUUCUGCCGCGAUUAGUGGAGUGUCACCACUGGGUGCAUAGACACAUGCACCCAGCGGGGCGACCACCACGUGCAUUUAGACCCGCAGGGUGUAUUCAUGCCCAGGACACACCUCAUAUGCCCCGUAGUGACAAAUGCAUCAGGCGUCGCAUGCGUUUCCACCAGAACUGCGGAGCUGCCCGUCAGCCUGAUGAGAGAUCACCUCGAAGCCAAGAUUUCAUUUAUGCUUGCGAAUUUACGACCUAAACAACUGCCGUGUGGACGCAGUGAUGAUCAACUGCUUCCGUCAGGGAAAUAGCGCCGCUAUUUUCAUGUGUUCCUUUUUAAUGAAGUAGUUUAAAGUGGAACAUGCAUACAUGUUCAAACGCCGUCCCUUUGGAACAAUUUCGUCCACCGCAAGGCGAGUUCUUGUGAAUUUCCUGAUACAGCGCAUUCCAAAUCGACAAGGAAGAAAUUGUCUUCUGUUAAACUGACUCGCUUGAAACUUUGAUGUGACGGUUGGUUAACAACAACAGUUCUUAUUUUCUUCCUUAUUUCCCACGAUAAGAUAGCUUUUCUUACAUGUGAGUAGCGUUCUCCAAUCUACCCCUAUUUCGGCGUGAAAUUUAGCAGUUCCGUCUUCGCUUAAAACUCCGAUUUCAGAACCCGCGUCUGGCGCGUAGCUGUGAGCAACCUCGCGUUGAUAUGUCGGUGACAAAAAGGCGGCGGGCACUGUAAGGGCCCGUUUGCCGUCAUCGCCCCCCGGUGAUGGCAUACACGGCGUUUAAACUAGAGCCCAGUAGGUCCGUUACCGAGGCUUUGAAGUUCGACACUCCAUCAACCUGGACUACUAGGCUCUCUUCCUCUGUCAACAACGGUCGACCAUAUAUAUGCAGUCACAUGGAAGUGGUGCUCUCGCAUCUGCCCUGGUUGCAUGACAGGAGUGGGGAUUUCUGUACUGCCUUGUGGCGGUCCGUCUAAGCAUCGCAUUUGGGCCUCAAGAUGACUAGCGAAACCGGAGUUCCCGUUCCCUCCCAGCAAUCAGUGCGCACCACCCCCAUGCUGCCGAUCGCAGCUGGCAGGACGUGGGUCCGUGGUUUGAGGGGAGGUGGGGGAGCGCUUGAUUUAAUAAUGCCCGAUGACCUGUCGAAUUGGGCUCAAGCUUCAGUCAUUCGGGCUUUAUCUGGGGCACCACUGGUGGACGACGGCACGAGAUUCUGAAAGGAUCAUUCCAGUAUUCCGAGUCUUUGUAUUUAACACUUCUCAAUUGCCUUCCUCGUCAAGCUCGCUCCUAGUAACUCACAAAUUGUUGUUUUUUAACGUCGUCUUCCUGCAGAUCCACCCUACGGAGUUGGCUGAACAGGUCACACUGCACGAGUGGGACCUCUACCGGCGCAUCAACUUCCUCGAGGUGGUUAGCGGGGAGGACACUCCGGAGAAGGCACCCAAUCUUCGCGCCUGUAAAGACUUUUCCAAUAAGGUGAGUUGUCAGGCGUGUUGCUACUUGGCGUCUGUGUUCCACCGGUGUGGAUAAAGGACCGCUUGUCUGGAACCUGAGCUUUUAUCUAGUUGUCAGUCAAUGGUUCUCUUCGACUUCUCACCGUUUUUUCCCAUUUACCAUUCAGCCUGUGGAGUUAGAGGUAAUUAGAAAAGAAAAACGGCCCUGUCGUGGUUAUCCGAUCUGUUCUUCCCAAUUCAGAACUGAUUUGUUGAUAGCACUUACUCCCUACCAGUAGGUACUUUUAGCGGGUCGGUGGUUAUAUCCCGAGGGUAGGCAGUAAUGUCAAAACGUAGCUAACUAAACUAGGGACACCGCCAAGAGUAUCGGUGUGUCUGCAUGGAAAGUAACACAUCAAACUACGAACUGACAGUGUCGAUCAACUGUUCUGCCCCUAAUUUUAAUUGCCGAGGGGUUUUAGGCGCACUAAUACUUGCUAGAUGGGGUUGUAUAGCCCCACCUAAUGCAUACAGUAAUGUUGGGGUUGGGGUUAGGGUUAGAGGUUAUGGCUAGGGGCUAGGGUCAGGGGUUAACGCAACUAUUUCUCAACCACUCAAAGUACAGUCGCGCAUUCCCAAUAGCUUUUCUUUUGUAUACAACUACUUGACCUCGACUCCUGUGUGUUCUCCGGGCCCAUCUGUAAAAACCCCUAUUACCACCGGUCCCGUAUUACAUGUGGCUGGGGUUUGUUUACUUCAGGUUGGGCUAUAUAACAUCUGACCUCCCAUAUACUAUUCGGCCUGUGGGGUUAGAGGUAGUUAGAAAAGAAAAACGGCCUUGUGGUGGUUAUCCGAUCUGUUCUUCCCAAAUCAGAGCUGAGUUGUUGAUAGUCACUUACUGCCUACCAGUAGGUACUUCUAGCGCUUUUAGGCACAUGCCACUUGUUCGUCGAGUUCACCCGCCAGAUCGGGGAGGCUGGUUGAUCUAAGGCCCCUUGGCAACUAAAAUUAGGGGCAGAACAGUUGAACGGCAGGGCAUAAUAGGAGGCAGGAAAAUCUAGCAAGAAACUAUCAGUUUGUAGUUUGAUGAAUGUGUUACUUCCCAUGCGGACACCUCGAUACUCUUAGCUGCGCUCUUACUUUAGUUAGCUACGUUUGGACAUUACUGCCUACCCUCGGGCUAUAACCGCCGACCCCACUGCUUGGUAGAAAACUGUGUUCACUUAUCACUGUGGCGCGGAACCUUUUUGCUCCGAAGGCAGUACUUUGUGUCGCUAUGUUGGAUUGUGAAGCUGUUUAUCCCACUCCACUGGAAUCUAAUUCCCUCACCUUUUUCCAGUUCCACAGGUGGCUUGUGUACUCCAUCUUAUCGGAACGGAAUGCGGAAGACCGCACGUUGGCCAUUCAACGCGUCCUCGACCUAAUGCUCAUUUUUGAGCAUUUCCAAAAUCAACAGGGUUUCCAGGAGGCCAAGGCCUCUCUUGUUAGUUCCGGAGUGUUCCGGCUAAAGAAGUCAUUCCAGGUGCGUUGGCUUCCAACUUUUUGUUCAUUUUACCUGCAUGUAGGCGCCUUCAUCUUCCAUGCCAUUCCCAGCUUAUACACCUACACCUAUGCAUAGCUUGAAAAGCACUGGUAGUGACUGUCUGUCAAUAUAUUUUCUAGAUAAUUUAUAACUGAACUGAUAAAAUAUCGUUUUGCGGAGGUCCUUUGAUUAGAGAAGGACAGACAGCCUUAUCUCGUAAAAGCUCCCUCCACACCCUCCACACCGAAUCUCCUGCCAGAAACCAAAAAAGCACUAAUACCUCUGCUGUCACUAUGCUACUGAUUGCUUGUUGACAGCUUGUAAAUAUGAUGUGGUUAUUCCGCUGAUGGAUUUCCGCUCGAAUAUUCAUAUAGUAACUUUCGAACGAAGCCUAAAAAGUUGUGUUCUGAGGGAUUUACAGUAAGUGGGCUAACUCAUGAAAUCACUACAGAAAUUCCGAGAUGCGUUUUCUUUUCGAAAAGAUUAAUUAAGUAGGGUUGUAAAACUAGUCAGCCCGCAACGCAAUUCUAUAAUAUUUCAGUUACUUCUGGAUGCCGCCUUUCAACUUUCCUUCCUUACGGCUGCAUGCAAAAACUACUUAAGUAGCAUGCAUUUUUUCAUUGAUUUUUGAUGCUCUUAAAGAUUUAAUUAUGUUCCAUGGAAAGCAUGCAUAAAAAUAUUCAUUCAUUUGCUCAUUAAGUAGAAAAUGACGUCUUCUUUCAAUUUUACACUCGACGGAAGGGUGUAAUUUUGUUUUGUUUUGUUUUCCAAUUCCCGAAUAAUUUUGAACCCGACCUGCCUUUACACGUGCAUUCAGGGUUCCAAAACUACAAGCCGUAUAAUUUCCGCGUUCGGAAAACCAUACAUUUCUCUUUCGUAUUAAUAGGUGACCGUAUGGGGUUUAUAAAAUUAAGCAGUGGGUUUGAGCCACAUUGUUAACUUUACAAGCCACUUUGGUAAAUGCAGAGACAUGACCUUUUAUGAAGGGCCAUUCCACGGUAUUAAAAAAUCUUACAAUGAGAAACUUUUUUAAAACCUAACUAUACCCUUUAAUCGAGUGUAAAAUUGAAAGAAGAGGUAAUUUUCCAUUGAAUGAGCAAAUGAAUGAACAUUUUUAUGCAUGUAUUUCAUGAAAAUAAUUGAAUCCUUAAGGGCAUCGAAAAUCAAUUAAAAAUGCAUGCUACCUAAGUAGUCAUUUUCUGAAAAGUAUGGUCUUUGCAUGCAGCCGAAAAGAAGUUAGUUCGAAAGCCGGCGUCCUGGGUUAACUGAAUUACUACAGAAUUGUGCUGUACGAUGAUUGGUUUUACAACCCUACUUAAUUAAUCUUUUCGAAAUGAAAACACAUUUCGAAAUUUCGGUUGAGAUUUCAUGAGUUAGUCCACCUACUGUACGUGCAUUAAUUUCUUCGGAAAUUAUGCAAGGCAGGAUGUACAGUUCCUGAACUAACUCAUGGAAAUGUGUCGAAAUUUACGAAUGAUUGCCAAUCACUCGCAAACCGACAUCAUUUCAUGAGUCCCAUUUCUUUGUUAAUUAAGUCCAAGUUUAAAAGACUUAAAAACAUAAAAGAAAUAUUAUAGGCAGUGUUGCGUUGUUAAGAAAUAGCGAUUUAUUUUGCAAAGCGCAAUAUCCCGAAAACGUCAGAAAUGGCUCUAAUUAAGUAAAGUUCGUUUUUAGAUGCAUAGAAUGUAUUCGAAUACCAAAAAUGUAGUAAAUAUGAAAGUAGACAUAAAAUAGCGUCUAAUACCAGUGUUUUAGUGAAGUUUACAACUAAAUGUCGUUUAAUAAGCGGUGUGAUUUCAUAGGUGACGGUUUGUCAACUGCCUACAUUCUGAGGGUAUAUUCCAAAACAGUUUUCCAGUGAUUCCUGUUUUUCUGAAUUUGGUCGAAGUAAAUGAGAUGGGGUUCAACAAGAGAAGCUGGAUUUUGCUUGAUUUCGCCGAUGAGGACGUCGUAGGAUCAAAAGUUUUCAUAAGGUGACAUGCCAUAAGGAUUGUCAAUGCCUAAUAAAUUUGAAUAGAACUGACAGGCGUGAUCUUAAACAUACCAUUUUGUGUUUAUACAGAGAACUUUUCAUCUGUUAAAUUAAUUUACACAUUUCGGUCGUUUUGGAUUACGUUGAGUUCCAGAUCGGCCUCGAAAUCUUGCUGAAUACAUCAUGAUUUUCAGUGUUUUCACCCGAUCGCCCAUAAAGACAGAUUCUAAAUUACCUGUCUGUUGAGAACUUUAAAAUAAGAUCGUUCUUGAAGGCAUUUACCGAAUUAGUGAGCGUUCAGGCGCUCCUUUUCCCGAAGAUGGUCGUUUGGGUCACAUUUGAAGACUCAUUCAAACAUGAAACUUCAUUUUCGAGAAAAAUGGCUGUCCACGACGAAAGUCAGCAACGAAUAUGCCUUUGAUCAAUAAAAAAACUUUCCUCAAUAAGUUAACUCUUUAAGAAGUGCUUUUUUACUGCACUCCUUUGACGGAUCUCUGUGUACUUUGCAUUUUUGCACGGUGAGGCCAAUGAAAAAUUUGACAAUUUUGGCCGUUUCUUUCGCGUUCCUGAGAAAUACUAAUAUUUUUCUACUGUGAACUUAAGAACAUGCCUUUCUCUAUACAUUGAGGCCAUUUCCACUGUUUUUGCUCGCUUUUAGACUCCGUUCUUCGAUUAUGAAUGCACGUCAGAGCGCCCAUAUAACUACUGAUAUUUUGAUGAAACUAAAAGUGUUUUGCUUGUUCUAUUUCUGCAAAAAAGUAUGCGCAGAAGUUAAAAUACUAGAAAAGUUGUGUGUCAUCUGUUUAAAUCUGGAAAUGACCAUUCCGUGAUGGUAAUCUAUGUGACAUCAGGUAGAAUUUUCCAAAAGACAAGAAAAUUUCAGCCAACUUACACAAAGGAAUCUCUAUCCGCGUUAUUAUUGCACUUUAGGGCACCAAAUCGCACAGAUCUGCUUAGUUGACAUAAAGGAAUUGAUAAAACCCCCUGGUUUUCUUAAAAUAACCUUUUUAUUAGCAGGUUGAUAACCAUGGUCAACAUCGGAUAUGAAAUAAAAUUUAUAGUCCGGCUAAAUCUGUUUAUUAAAACUCUCGAAGGUGAAUUACUAUCCUUCCAAUGAAAAAGCCGCUCAGAUGCGUAACUGGAGUCUACGACAUGUAUUAGCAUAGGAAAUUGCACGAAAAUAUUCCAACGUCUAUUUUAGCAGAAACUUAUUGAUAUUUUACUUGAUAUAAUUACGUAAACACAAUUUCUGAACAAGAAAAGGACAUUUCAUUGAAGGAUGUGGGUGAGCGAGCAAAAUGCGCCACGUUAAAGGCGUCCAGAAAUUCUCUCGUCAGUUUCCGUUAUCAGAUUUCAUGAGAUAGGUCACGUACUAUAAGUGAUCACCCAUCGAGAGACCACAUCUCCUGGCCCUCCGCAGGAUUGCUUCGGAAGGCACCUUAGGCUGUCUUCCAAAAAACGAUGGGCAAUAUUGCCUAGUAGCGCGCACAUCGGUCAGGCGGUGCUGGGUCUACGUGAGUCCCCAGCUGUUGCCGUACGUGUGACACGCGCUAGAGGGGGUACUCAAGUCACGCUAGCCACUGCACUCAAUGCUAUCCCCAGUCAGUUGUCAGGCUCGGGCGGACUGCUAGCACAGCGAAGAGGCGAGGUGGAUGCAAGUCGAUCCAGUCCGGAUCCAACGCCUAAUUUUUCCUCCAUAAAUAACCGGUUGCUUUAACACCCGUAUGCUCAAGGUUGUCAACCGGCAGGAUUACCCGCUGCUACCCAGGACCGAGGGCCAGGCUGCAAUGACUCCCCUCUAGUGUGACUUUGAUAGUGCUCCAACUCAUGUGGGGCCCAGGACGCGCCUACUGAGGCUUGGUAUGUGUGGCACACAUAGCUGGACUGCUGAGUCCUAUUAGCCACCGCGUCCACUCCCCUAUCCGAUCGUCCUGACUUUGUCCUGCCUUCAAAACACGGUGAAUUUGAGAUGAGAAAGUGAAGUUGAUGUAGAGAGAGAGAGUCUGCUUACUAUAGAAAAACUUAAUCUGUAAGUUGUCUGUCUCUUUUCUGGACAGCGGUGGUUCGUAUCGUUUGUAACGGCCGAAUAACUUCCCGAGACAAUCGUUUUGCAGCCACCGGGAUUGGGAUUAGUUCAACUUGUGGGAGCUACUUUUGGUUGGACGAUCGAUUCAGACAGUCAACUACGCCAUUCGAGAAAAUUGUCAGCCAGACAUUUACGGGGAGCCAAACGAACCAAGUAAAUAGCACUUGACUUAUGCACGAGCUGUUUUGCAUAUAGAUUCCUGUGUACAAGUGAGACCGUGUCCUCGGACAGAUCCCUCAACACGUUCAGGGUCAGGUUUGCAAUUCUGAAGCCGAUGUUUAUGACAUCUACCAUAUUUGUCACCACGCAUGAAUCACAUUGUUUAUCACACGAUGAGUGCUUUUAAUGCUGAUUGCGUCGGUGCGAGCCGGUUUUUUGCGGUACGACCUUGUCAUGCUGCCACUAGAUCUGUGAGGAACACAGCACCGCGAACGCCGCCUCUCGACCAUCAGGAACUGAACAAUAACAAUCGGAAGGCGUUACCUCAAAGGUGACAGUACAAAGCACUCACGGGAAAGUCAAUGACUCAGUUGCCCUUCCUUAUAUGUGAAUCUCCUAACAAUCCUCGGUGUGAUUUCAACAAGUCUAUGAAAUAUUGUCAGAGGAGUCUACCCCAAGCAUACUAGGGCUGACAGCGAAGUAGUAAAGCAGGGCGUGGUCAUAGUUGUUAAGCACUGUGUUUAAACACUUGUGCUGAAUUAAGUAUCCGCAACGAUGGCUUACUCAGCAUUUUGCUCAGAUGAUCAGUCAGCGCAUGUUUAAGGGGAGGUUGAAUGGAGAAACGAAAAGGGGUCUGGUCGCCUUUUAUCAGAAUGUUAACACCUAGCAGUAUAAGCGGUGGAUAUUGGAGGAGAACGCACAGCGAAAAGACCGCCUCACAGAAUGCUGACGUCCCCCUUCCUAAACGUUUAUACAGGAGCUGGAAUUCGACCGUCGACUUUCGUCUCCUGCCGGAAUCUCGGUUCUACUGAACACGUACAUGACUUUCUGGCCCUUAGAUCCCUCCAACUUCCAUCGUUCCCCCAGCCUGUCAACUGGUACCAAGUUCCCCUCCCCCCUCUCCCCGUUUGUACGAAAACACCAACCCAGAAUGCUUGUUAAUGAAACCACUGGAGACGCACUAAGAGGAUUUAUCGGCCUUGUGGAAAGCUGAGUUUACUCCCGCAUCAGCAUUUCACGGUACAAUCACAUUUACCGUUAAUUACUACACUACACGUUUUCGACGCCUAAUUUGCCUGUAAAAUAUUCAGACUCCGAGCACCCACUAAUUACUCAUUCCUUACUAGUCAAUUAUAUAACACGCUGAAGGCUGGUGCGUAUACUGUCGUGAAUACGCACACUUCUUGCUAAAUGUACUUUCAAUGACUCAUCGUGUCUUACGCACACAUUUCUUUUUUUAAAAAAACUAAAAUUGCAGUCAGCAACACCUGAUGUCGAUGCGGAAUGCGGCCAGCAAAUGUGUUACCACUUUUAUUGUGAAGCUUGGAUCCCAGUUUUAGCCAGAUAUCAUCCAGGCCGACAGGCACGUCAGAGUGCCUAUUAGAAGUCUGUGAGGUUAGUAAUUCUUUCGUUGGUAAAAAUAGGUGCUUGCGCUUCCCAAUUCGUAUCGAGCGCCUGAGGACCAGACGUCAAGAGAGGGGUCCUGGGUUUCUCAUCGAAAAGGCCUGCAGCUUGCUCGCCAGCCCAGAGAAGGACUGACGUAUCUGGUCAGUUGGCGACCCUCUAGGUCGUGACUUCUAGCGCCUCGUGGUAAUCUAAAAGCACACAAGGUUUAGUACAGUGAGGAAUCUAAGCUUUGAAUUGUCGGGAGAAAAGUGACCCGGGGGUCGGCUUCGCUUUCUCCCUUCUCUCACCAAGUGCCCGUGGAAAGCAUGCAUAAAACCGAAUGCAGAUGAUCGAACGGGGCGCUGAAGCGUGACACACGCACACACCCACACCAGUCUGCCUUGCUUCCGGAGCAAACUAUAUACAAACGGGGUGGCAAAGAUCAUGAGUAAACUGCUGCCCACUAGGUCACAUGACCAUCAACCUAGUGGCAGCAAAGGAGGAUACCGACACAAAGAUGGAGGCAGAUUAGGACCGCUGUUUUUUGGAUUAUUCGGGCCUUUUUGAUUGGCCCUGACCAGCACCCACGAUCAGAAACAAUUCUGUGCAUCCUCUCUGCUCAUGUGGUCCAUGAAAGUACAGUACCUGAAGAGUGAGUUCCGUAACACAAUCGAUGAGCGCUCCCCUAGCAAAGUACGGUAAAGUGGUAAAGAGGUGCUCACCAAUUGCGUUUCGGAACUCAUUCGUUUCGUUAGGACUUGGGACUCCCUCUCUCUCAACCCCCGCCAGCAGCCGCACAGCGACGCCUAGCAUAGGCAGAAUAACAUUACUGACAGAGGCAAGGGAGGCUGGAAUGGCCAUUCAUGGCUUGCUAGCCGUCGUCAGCCAGCCAUGCCCAACCCCAGAGAAUGCAACCUCCGAGGCCCGAACCCGCGACCCACUGGUUAAAGUACAGUAAAUUUGCUAACUCAUGAAAUGCUCGGCUAAUCGCUCACAGAACAGCACGAACGAAUGGACCAAAGCUUCGAAUUGAUAAUAAACAACUUUAAGCGAUCUGAAAACAGAAGGAAUACUAAAAGUGAUAUUAAGUUGUUUAGAAAUUACAAUUUUUGGAAAAGCAGAAAUUCCCUGAAAAAAAGCGUCGCAAAUAAAGCAGCACCAAUAUAAUAGCGUUUGAAAAUAGUCUGUUAGUGAAAUUUGCACUUAAAUGUCCUCUAGGAAUUAAUGUGAUGUCGACUAUGUUCGUUGGCCAUCAGCCUACAUUUCCAAAGCGUUUUCACGAGAUUCAACUGUAUUUUUUCUGUUUGUGUAUUGUUUAAGAAGCGGUUGGCAAAGGCGAUGAGAAAUUCACUUGAUCUCACGGACAUAAACGUCAAACAAAUAAGUUUUUAUGAGGUCAAAUGGCAGGACCGUCAGUGAUUGAUAAAUUUGAAUAAAAAUUAGCAGCUGAAAUCGUAAACGUGCCACUUUGUGCAUGAUAAAAAGACCUUCCUUCCGUCAAAUUCGCAAUUUUUUCUUGCGUUAGGGUACAUUGGGUCUCGAAUCAUCCUUGAAAUAUUAGGUGCAUAUUUCACGAUUUUCAACGCUUUUGAUCAAUUGCCCCCUAAGGGUAGAUUCUGUACCAUGUGUUUAUCACAACCCUCAGAAGAGGAUAUUUAUCGAAAGCAUUUAUCGAAGUAGUGAGGUGCUUGGGCAUUCUUUUUAAUACAGAUGGAUGUCUGGGUUAUAUUUAUAGACCCACCGAAACACGAGACCUUAUCGUAGAGAAAAAUGAACGUUUACAACGAAACUCGGUAACGAAUAUGCCUUAGCUCAAUUUAAAAAAAAUUUCCUCUGAUAAGUCGCCUCUUCGAAAAGCACUUUGAUAAGGUAGUUUGUGAAAUGAUGUCUGCAUACUUUGCAUACAUACACCCGACCGGUUUUUUUCAUUUUCCUGAAAAAAUUAUGGUUAUUUUUGCUGAGAACGAAAGAACCCACUUUUCUCUAUAUAUUGGACCCAUUUUCGCUAUAAUUGCUUAUAAAUACUCAAGAGGAUGGCCUUAUUAAUAAGAUAUUUGUGAACUGCUAAUCCUCUACCCGUUCCGUUUCUGAAUUACACGUUAGUGGACAGUAGACCAUACAAAAAGUACCGUAACAUAUGCUUAAGAGUCAACAUAGAGACUCAGAUGGUUAGAGCGUUGACUGUACUAAAGCCUCCCCUCGUUGUUGUGGGUUCGAAUCCCAUCGAGACGCCGAGUUUUUCACAGUUGGGUCAAAGUGAAUCCGUUUUGUAUGAACUAGAGUACAUUAAACACUCGAGUAGUUCAGUUCAGUAUUAGGGGAGAGGUAGGCGAACGUCUUUGAACUCCCUACUGAUUACAAUAACGUCGCAAAAAACACCAUUACGUAAAGAAAGUUGAAAGGAAAAUUAGCUAAAGAAUUACAUACCACAAGCAUGUGACCGCGUGGUAACUACUAGUAUGUAUCAGGGUAUUGUGCGGCAAAAUCGUGAAGUUAUCAAAACUCGUUACUGAAAUGUGUCAAAUAGUAUCGAAACGGACACUUAAACUUUAGCCAGAAUGCACUGGAUCGCACGUUGUCAGCCGACGGCGGAUUUAACUAAACAAUUACAAAGUAGUGUUACAGAACUAUAAGGAGUGGUAUAUUUGGUAGCGUAUAAUUUUCCUGGAGGAUAAUACAAGGGUAGAAAUGUGGUGCUUUCUGAUGGCGUACUGGUACGCAGAAUGAACCCACACCGCAAGUGCGUACUUAAGUCGAUCUUGUCGUAGCCAUCGCACAGAGGGAAAAUGUUUGGUGAGAGCUCGGGAAGAGCGCGUGACGACUACCACUUAAGAAACUCGGCAAGAAUGGAGGAAGGCUGUCCAAUGAACCUAUGCUGCUUUUGUAAAAACCAGAAAUGUAGACGUUAGAGGUAGUACUUCUGCCUCGCUUAUGUUGGAAGGUCGAAUAUACCAGUGGAUGGUGUUUCGCAGGAGGACAAUGAAUGCUGCCUUUUCAUUGUCUUAUGCGAAUGGCAUAAAAGUUGCCGAAGAAUCUUACAAAACAUCUUCGUUAAUACCAGUUCUAAGCCGUUGCUCAAGACAGGGUCAGUUGACCCAUGCGGUUCGACUAACAACGCUAUUAGGUCGCGAUGGGAUAUUUUGUUCGUGAUAGGCAUGAUUCCAGUUUAUGAGCAGCUAUGUGCUGGCAUGAAACGUCCAUUUAGUUUGAGGCAGAAUGCAAUAUUUCUACGGCGUAUUUUUUUCUCCGUUUCGAUGCUGGUUCUUUGCAUGACUAUGCAUACCUGAAAUUAUACGUACCAGAGCGUUGGACGUCACCGCUGUGUGAAGUCUUCAUAUGCCUAUCUAUGCCGAUAAAAUUGCAUGUUUUAGACUAUUCGGCGGAACCGUAACUAUCGGGAGGUAGUGGACCGAGUCCAGAGCACGGGCUCCUCCCGGAAGUCUCGUCGAACCCCGUCCGCCACCGGCCUGCUUGGUGUCUUGCACGUCAGCAGUUCCAGCAGCGGAAGCAGUGGUGGCUGCUCCUCUUCCUCCAAGCUCAUUGCCUUUCCAGUCUCCGGCUCCGCUGCCGCAGAGGGAGGAGAGGACUCAGUUAGAGGCAUGACAGGCAGCACCCAACUGGCAUCCCGAAGUUGCAGCCAUCUGGACCCAGGCACUAAUGCUGGCUCCCACGGACAGCGCCGACAACCAGGUCGACGCAACCCUCCUAAUCCCAACCCCCAACAGCACUGCUCCUCACCCGGAGUGCCCUUUUUCGCCCUCAAUAUCAUCACUCGACUCAUACACCUUGAACUGCAUUUUCCGGAUCGAGUGUCACCUGAUGGCGAGACACUGGUGAAUUUCGCCAAGUGCCGAAGUCGCUGUGAUAUUGUGGAGAAAUUCCUCUGCCACCAACGCCACCCCUACCCCUUUACGCCCGAUCCCCACAUCCAGGUAGGCCUCAGUGCUCGCAAAAUACCGCUUUCAUCUAAGCCGACAAAUGGCCUGAUCAAUUGGUGUGUUUUUCACAAGUGUACGAUAUUCUGCCGUUAGCAGAUUUUCUGAAUGCUAAUCUGGUGUUCAACUUGUUGCUUUUGGUCUGUUGGUUUGACUUCUAGCAAAGUCUUUCGCGUCUUCAUCCCUUUGCCCUACUGGAGAUCUCAUCCACAGAAGACUUCGAGCACCGAAUGUUUAAGCUCUCCAAGUCGUACGAACCGGGCGAAUCAGGCGUACCGCCUGCCGCUGUGGUAAGCCCCCCUUUUUCAACAUUGUCCGUAGACCACUCUGCUAGUCAUGUGCCACCAGUUGGAUUGCUUUUUUCUUGCCUGCAAAUAGGAUACAAUUACUAACCACUAUGGCGGGAAUAAACUCUCAGAUUUACCUGACUGGUUAAGGCUUCCUGAGUGGUUUCGUUAGUCUACGGUAUAAAAUACAAGAAUUGGUGACGUGUACACGUGUCGGGAAGAAGAGUGCAAAGACAUUUCUACGUUCAAGCAUGUGUUUCUCCGACGCUGUCAGGGAGGGUUCAAAACGUCAGAGAAAUGCGAUCUUGAACCAGGAGAUAACCCCCUCUUCCUCUCCACGACUACGUCGUCCUCAUUUAUUUACCGGCAACAGUAGGUUGACUACCUCAUGAAAUGUGUUCUUGGUUCGAAAAGAUUACUUAAAUAGGGUUGCUGUAUUGUCAUGCCGCAUAAUUCCAAAGUAUGCCAGUCACGUCAGGGUGCCAACUUUUGAACGAGCUUCUUUCGACCGCCUCUAAAAACCACACUCCGUAAAAAUGGUUAUUUAAGUAGUGUGAAUCGUUUCCAUCGAGUUUCGGUGCCCUUACUAGUUGAAAUAUAUUUUAUAGAAAACGUGCACAAAACAUUAUAUAUUGUAGUUAGUUGGUAGCAGGUUACGUCUUUAACGUCCUUAUGCUUGAAGACAAGGCGGCUUUCGGUUCUAAAAGACUUUUUUUCAUUUCCUGACUAAUUUUGAGCCCGACCUGCCGUUACACUUGUAUUCAGGGUUCUUAAACUGCAAAUUGUAUUUUCCAUGCAGGGGAAAUUAUACAUUUCCACAGGCUAUUAGGUCAUAAUUAGGAAUUUUGAAAAUUGCAAGAUACCUUUCCUUUAAGCAUAAAACUCAAGGGUGUACUUUGCUACCAAACGACUGCGAGGAUUAGUAUCUUUUGGCGUGUUUUCUACAAAAUACAUUUUGGUUAGUAAGAAUGUCGAAAAUCAAUGUGAAAAAGUCGUGUCACUUCAAUAAUCAUUUUGUGCGGAAAGUGAUUUUUGCAGGCGGCUGAAAAGAAGCUCGUUCAAAAGGCGACACCCUGAGGUGACUGAAAUAUCCUGGGAUUGUGUUGCACGAUAUUUAAUAUUGCAACCAUAGCUUAGUAAUUUCUUCGGAUGAAAAAUACACUUUAGGACUUCGUUAACAAUUAAUGGGACAGCGCAUCCGGGAGACCAGCCCCAAAAAACUUCGCAGUGACAGUUGCAUUUUCCCCAAAUAAUUUAGCUGUUUCCUGCUUAAAUUUAUUGAGCUAACGAUUCCGUGGUUCAGUGCUUACGGCGUUGGACUUAUGACCAACAGGUCACGAGUUCAAACCUGUAAGAUUGUAUAGCUGGCUGUAAGAUUGUAUGGCUGGCUGAUGACGGCUAACAAGGCAGAAAUGGCCGUCCUGACCCCCCUCCCUUGUGUUUGUCGUUUAUGCCAUUCUGCCUAUAUCAUGCGCUGCUGUGCGGUUCCUGGCGGGGCUCGGGAGAGAGCCCUAAGGCACGACGGGACGGGCGAGUCCUGUACUGCGAUCGGUGAGCGCCCUCUAGCGUUUAUGUUGGGCAUACCGGCCGACGACUUGGGACCCGCAUCAACGAAGAUAAGUUGGCCAUCCGCCGACGGGACCCCUUGCCUCUUGUGUUUGCGCACUCCCUUGAGUGUGAUCACCGCUUCAACUGGGAGGGGACCGAAGUGAUCGCUAGUGCCAACACCAAACAUGCGCGAGAGUUCCUAGAAGCUUGGCACUCUAAUAACAAUAGCAUCAACCGCCAUGUCGACCUGACUACGAAGGCUUACGUUCACGGUUCGCCGGCUUGCGCCCACCCUAAGACACCAACUGCUAAUCCAUGUUCGGCCAUGUAGAAUAUCACGGAUUCAGUACCUCCCCCACAGAGUGAACCACGUGUGAAACCCUUAACGUCCGCCACCUAUCCAAACACGUUCUUCGCCCCCACACAUAAACGUCUGUCUUGUCGAUGUAACCUCGAUGUCCCCCUAGCUCCCCAGUAGGAUUACCUCCCUCACACUUUUCAUUUUCGUCUGACAACGGGUUGGUGUAACCGACUUGAAAAUUCACGAGUAUACCUCGAUUUUCCGACGAGCCUUCUCUUUUUAUUAUAAAUACUACUGUUCAAUUACAGUAACAGUUGAGCUAUCGUUUAACAUUUAACGUGGGAUUCCUGAAAAAUCCUAGCAAGCAUUAAAAACUGCGGUCCGUAUUCUGCCGAACGCCUUUUUACCGUCGAAAACCCCCAGAAACCAGCGAAAAUGUGUCUACCACUUAAAGUGGCUUUAGAGACAAAUCUGCAGUGUGUCCACUGUUUCACAAUCAGCCAAACUUAUCAUCAAAGGUUUUUGGUCAUUUUGCCGCCGUGACCGGCAGAUGGUUAUUUGGCAGACCUGAAUUGCUGAAGGAAGCUACUGUCCACAAUAAAGUAUUCUUUAAUGUCAGUCUCAUCUCCUUCAAAGCAGACUUUGGAAACACUACUUUGUUGUGAUUGGCGGCACCCUGCUCUCGAUUUGUAUCAGUUUUCGAUGGUAAUAUUGAACAGACUGAUAAAAAGGAGGUCUCGAAGAAGGCGAUACGAUCGCUGGAACAAGUAUUUUAUUAGCCUGACGUUUCGGAUUUUCACUUGAAUCCAUCAUCAGAGACAGAAUCAGGUAAGGGUAGUGGAUUGUCCCGGUGUUACAAUAUUUAUAAGAUGUAGUUGCUAGGCCGCUACAUGCCUAUCACAGUUGGCAGCUCCGGAGUGCAUCACAGCUCCACUGACGAGGUGUUGAAGUAUGCCGUGGCCAUGCAGUUGCAAUGUGCCUGUAUGCCGGAGAUCUGUUGUCUAGAUAUCACAUGUCUACGAUUCCCACUGAGGGGCAUUUCUCACCGGCACCUCCCUUCAGUUUGCCGUCAAGUCUCAGUAUAUGUCCCAUUUUUCAGGAGCGGAGACUCAGCAAGGAAGCUAUCCAAGCCGCCAACAACCUGGCCAACCAGCCAAUUGCUCAAAAAUUGACAGCAGCAUCUGUCCGCGCAUUUAAGGUGCUGUGCGGUCAAGUACCAUGUCACAGUGGCACUGCAACCAGCAGUAAGUUGGAUCGAACUAGUCCCCGAGUCUCAAGCCCCGUCCAUGGAACGCUGACAACCUCUCCCCCCGGCGAGCCCUCGAGUCCCGUGUCCGUUGUAAACUCUCUCUGGCAAACCAGGCUCGCCCAGCACAGAGAGAACCAAGCUCAUGGGCAGAAAUGUCAGUCGCCAGCUUCUGCAAGGCCGGCUUCGUCGCCCACCGUGUCAGGUAAAUUCUCACCCACUACACUUCCUCAGUUCUUUUUGCAACUUCCCUCUCGCCGACGCCCUUAUAAAAUCUUCUCUGUAUGGCUUCAGUGGUACACCAACAUAGCCAGUCCGACAGCCAGGUGCAGAAGUACAGUAGCAGCACUGAGGACCGAUUCUCCUGUCCAUUGCUUGUCGACAAGCGCCUCGACGAUGACCGGUCUGCUUCCCUGCCUAUCGGUGCCUGUGAGGCGCUUUGCACUGACACGCUGCCGAAUCGCAGUUAUGGCACCCAACGGCGGACCAACAGCCCCUCCCAGCGGCCUCCACCUUUGCCUCCGCGGCGCAGAAGUGCCACCCGCUCCACCCCGGUCUCGCAAAGUCCAACCCCAUUCUGCGUUCAGGAGACGUUUGCACCAACCCGGGUGCCAGUGACUACCCCUCUAGAAGGUGAGGAUGAUGCUGACCUGCCGCCGUUGCCGCCCAAGUCAGUCGGCGCCUCCGCCGCCUUCCAGAGGGUUUGUCCGGCGGCGAGGGAGCAAACUACCUCCUCCCCGGUAUCUCCCCUAUUUUCCAACCCAACUCGGCAGACAGAGAUUUUCGCCAGCCAGCAGCUCCUCUUUGCAGGCGACAGUACGAUUGACUCCCGGCCGCCGCCCCUCCCGCCCCGACGGCACGUCUCCGGCCCUGCGGCCUCGAAUGUCCUUCUGCAGCCACUGAAGCCUACUGUGCGGCUGCCCUGA
Molecule: messenger RNA, 20679 nt
Organism: Spirometra erinaceieuropaei
Lineage: Eukaryota; Metazoa; Platyhelminthes; Cestoda; Diphyllobothriidea; Diphyllobothriidae
Source: the annotation of a GenBank genome assembly